Bradysia coprophila is the source of this 2019-nucleotide messenger RNA. RefSeq names its product alkaline phosphatase-like. Gene Ontology annotation, molecular function: alkaline phosphatase activity. Gene Ontology annotation, biological process: dephosphorylation. The record is from RefSeq and is a predicted model, not a curated record. Lineage: Eukaryota; Metazoa; Arthropoda; Insecta; Diptera; Sciaridae.
GGAGUGUUAUCAAAGUAUUCACGUAAACACGUUUUCUGCAUGCUUUUCAUUCAUAACAAACACUUGAAUUUCGUCUAAAGGACUGCUUUCCUUUCAUGAAAUCAAACACGACACUAAUCUUUGAGCAGUAAAUUGAUUUCCUUAUCUAAUUGACAAGAUAAUGAGAAAUAUCACCGAAUAACCAAUUCGAGUCAGUAGAUAAAAAGCGCUGAAAUCUUGGGACAUUGUCAGUUCGCAAUAGCUUUGUCAGUCUUCUCUCAUACGGUGGUGCGCUUGAUUGGAUUCGCAUAAUAUUGACCAUGGUUUCCAAAGCGUUUUUAAUCUUCAUUUGUGCAAUCUAUUCUGUGAUCUGUGCGACCAGCCAAGUGGAUGAUAUAAGUGAACAUGAUAUGCAUCCACAAUUCAGAGAUCUGCCACGAUCGAAAAAUGUUCGAGCCAAUGAGAUGGAAGCGGAGAUAGAAUACUGGAGAGAAUCAGCCCAAGAACGCUUACGCUCAAAACUUCAGAUUGAAAAUUCGUUAAACACAAACCGUGCCAAAAAUAUCAUAAUGUUUCUUGGUGAUGGCAUGUCUCUCCCAACUGUUGCCGCUACCAGAAUGUAUAUGGGUGGAGAAGAGGAGCAACUAUCAUUCGAAAAGUUUCCGCAUUUCGGAUUAUCAAAGACGUACUGUGUCGAUCGUCAAGUAGCUGAUUCGGCUUGCACGGCAACUGCCUAUCUGCAUGGGGUUAAAGGUAACUACGGAACGAUCGGUGUAAACGCGCAGGUACCACGAUAUGAUUGUCUGGGUGAAACCGAAGAAUCUAAGAGAACGGUAUCGAUUGCCAAAUGGGCACAGGAUAACUGCAAAGCCACUGGUAUCGUAACUACUUCACGUGUGACCCAUGCUUCACCAGCUGGCGUAUAUGCGCACACUGCGAACAGAGAUUGGGAGAACGAUCAAGACGUCACCGAUGCUGGUUGCCAUGAUGCGCGUACAAGGGAUAUUGCUUUGCAAUUAAUUGAGGAUGAUGUGGGCAGAAAUUUGAAAGUUGUUAUGGGUGGUGGACGCAGAGAGUUUCGUGAUCGGAAAAUAUUUGACGAAGAGGGUGAGACAGGCUUCCGUAAUGACGGCCGAGAUUUAAUCGAUGAAUGGUUGGCGGAAAAGAGAUCACGCGGAAAUGCUUCUUAUAUUUGGAGUAAUCAGGGUCUGAAGGCCAUUGACCAUGAGAAUACCGACUAUUUACUUGGACUGUUUGAACCCAGUCACUGUUUGUAUAACAUUGAAAUUGAGCAAAAUAAUUUGCAAGAAACGGAACCAUCACUUAGCGAAAUGACCGAAGCCGCGAUUAAGGUGCUACAGAAGGAAGAAAACGGAUAUUUCCUGUUUGUUGAGAGCGCCAGAAUAGAUUUGGCACAUCACGACACAUUGGCACGUAUCGCUCUGGACGAAACUAAAGAGUUCAGCAAGACCAUUGAUAUUGCUAGACGAAUGACAAGUGAAAGUGAUACCUUGAUCGUUGUGACAUCAGAUCAUGCCCAUGUCAUGUCAUACAAUGGAUAUCCGCGACGCGGAAACGACAUACUUGGACUAUCUGGUCGCACCGGCAGCGACAGCCUUCCCUACACAACACUUAGUUACGGAAAUGGCAUUGGAUACUACAAUACGUACGAAAAUGGCGUUCGUAAGAAUGUUGCCUCAUUAGAUUGGACGAAUCCGUACACAGCCUACAUGGCAACUGCUCCAAGAGACUCGGAAACGCACGGAGGGGAUGAUGUUGGUGUGUACGCGUCCGGACCUUGGUCACAUUUAUUUGUUGGCGCCUAUGAGCAGAGCAAUAUACCCGUUGCCAUGGCAUACGCAGCUAAAAUCGGACCAUAUGUUGCUGAAUCGGAUGAGACGUGCAGCGGUGGCAAUGCAUUGAAAUUACCAUUAGUUGUCAUGGUCGUUAUUUGCUUGAUGAGAUUUAUGUUUUAGUUUUAUAAGGCGUAUCUCAUGUUAUGUUGAUGAAUAAAGGAAAUAUUUAAUUUAUUUGACUAAA